Molecule: messenger RNA, 1405 nt
Organism: Hibiscus syriacus
Lineage: Eukaryota; Viridiplantae; Streptophyta; Magnoliopsida; Malvales; Malvaceae
Product: ERBB-3 BINDING PROTEIN 1-like
Exons: 8
Coding region: 183-1121 (312 amino acids)
Source: RefSeq, a predicted model, not a curated record
AAACGCUGCCGUUAUAAGAACCCAAAAACCCUAAUUCUCUCCCCUUUGAGUCAGCCUCCAUUAUUUUUAUAUAUAUUUCCAUAUCUUAUCAGCACAUUACCUCGCCAAAACCAUAGCUCCACUCAUUGACUGCCGCUAUUUUCAACCAGAAUUGAAUAGGUUUUUGAUAAACUCUGGAAACGAUGUCGGACGAAGAGAGAGAGGAGAAGGAGCUAGAUCUCACCUCCUCUGAAGUUGUUACCAAAUACAAGGGCGCUGCUGAGAUUGUCAACAAGGCGUUGCAGCUAGUUUUGAAAGAAUGCAAGCCUAGAGCUAAGAUCCUUGACAUUUGCGAAAAGGGUGAUUCGUUUAUUAGAGAGCAAACAGGCAACAUGUACAAGAAUGCUAAGAAGAAGAUCGAGAAGGGUGUUGCUUUCCCUACUUGUCUCUCUGUGAACAACGUUGUCUGCCAUUUCUCUCCACUUGCUAGUGACACCUCGGAGUUGGAAGAAGGUGAUAUGGUGAAGAUUGAUAUGGGUUGCCACAUUGAUGGAUUUAUAGCUGCAGUUGCACACACUCAUGUUGUUAAUAAUGGACCAGUCUCUGGCAGGCAGGCUGAUGUAAUUACUGCUGCAAAUACUGCUGCUGAAGUUGCCUUGAGACUUGUCAGGCCAGGAAAGAAGAAUAAAGAUGUAACAGAAGCAAUUCAGAAGGUAGCUGCAGCUUAUGAUCGCAAAAUUGUUGAAGGUGUUCUUAGCCAUCAAUUGAAGCAGUUUGUGAUAGAUGGGAACAAAGUUGUACUAAGUGUCUCCAAUCCGGUACAAGAGUUGAUGAUGCAGAGUUCUGAGGAGAACGAGGUUUAUGCAGUAGAUAUAGUUGCAAGCACAGGUGAAGGCAAGCCAAAGCUGUUAGAUGAGAAGCAGACGUCUAUUUAUAAGAGAGCCGUUGAUAAGAAUUAUCAUCUAAAGAUGAAGACCUCCAGAUUUAUUUUCAGUGAGAUAAAUCAGAAAUUUCCCAUCCUGCCAUUCACUGCUCGGGCAUUGGAAGAGAAAAGAGCUCGACUAGGUUUAGUGGAAUGUGUGAAUCAUGAUCUCUUGCAGCCAUAUCCCGUUCUUCAUGAGAAGCCUGCUACGAUUUCAUAGCGAAAAUCUUGUUUAAUAAUACGAGGACUGAGGUGAUAUUACCUUGUUAAUGCCAUCAUAUAUCACAAUGAGUUUGAUAUGGUCACCAUGUUUAAUUGUGCAGGUGAUUAUGUUGCUCGAAUAAAGUUUACUGUGUUGCUAAUGCCUAACGGAUCAGAUCGGAUAACGUCCCAUCCUCUGCAGGAGCUGCAGCCUACCAAGGCAAUAGAUGAUCCUGAAAUCAAGGCAUGGCUAGCUUUGGGCACAAAGACAGAGAAAAAAGGUGGUGGGAAGAAGAAGAAAGG